This is a messenger RNA of Chara braunii, 907 nucleotides long. The record is from the annotation of a GenBank genome assembly. NCBI's taxonomy places the organism in Eukaryota, Viridiplantae, Streptophyta, Charophyceae, Charales, Characeae.
CCGAGGGAUCACCAUCGGGGAUCAAGUUCUCAGGAUCGGGAAGUAUGAUCGCAACUACAAGAGCUGGGACAAAAUCUGGCCGCCAUGAAGGAAUUCGUUGAUCUCGAGCGCGUCAAGAAGGAAGAGAAAGUUCGUAAGCAAGAAGAGAAGAAAGAGGCGAAGAGGAGGGCAAAAGUGGAGAGACUGAAAGUAGAAGCCGCGAAAGAAGCGAAGCUUAAGAAAGCUGAGAAGAAAACGAUGAAGGCACGUGCAGACGAGGAGAAGUAUGCACGAAUGUGCAAGGACAUGCGUCUAGAGAUGAAGAAUGAGAUGUGCGAAUUCAACGAUGAGUUGAGGGCUGGAUUCCUGAAGAUUGUCGCAGAGGAACGCAAGUUCAUGAAGGGGAAGGGCACUGAUGAGGAGCAGAAUUACCUGUCAAUUGAGGAGGUUUUGGCAGUAAAGGAUGAUUUAGAUGGCUUGGUCCUCACGCCGUUGGAUCGGAAUCCAGAUGAGAAUCAGCGAUCAUUGUCAAAAAACGAGAACUUCAAGAGUCUUUGGUCAACGGAGAUACUGGAAUUCCAGACCGGUCAAUCCUUCAAGUCAUGGGGAUGUAAACGGCAAAAGAGCGCCAUCGUGAGUAGUUACUUGCAUAGGAUUGACCAGAACACAACAGUUCGGUUGGAGAUACAACUGCGGGUAUUGACAGUGAAGAAAGAGAUGAGAUUGAAAGGUUUUUCUGGGAGUUUCGUCGACCGUAUUCUGAAGCGUUUUGCUUGGAGACGCGGCGACGUUUGGGAACGUACGUACGAGUUUGUGAAGGGUAUCGGUAACUAAGGGUGCAGGCAGCGGGCCGGAUCGAUAUGGUAUACAAGUAGGAGUGUGUACUUGUAUUUCAUGUGUGACUUUGUGAUAAAUCUAUCAACCAUAG